Messenger RNA from Pediculus humanus corporis (human body louse), 1107 nucleotides. RefSeq names its product mitochondrial 28S ribosomal protein S29, putative. Lineage: Eukaryota; Metazoa; Arthropoda; Insecta; Psocodea; Pediculidae. The transcript is spliced from 7 exons. Bases 1 to 1107 code for a protein of 368 amino acids. The record is from RefSeq and is a predicted model, not a curated record. Gene Ontology annotation, biological process: apoptotic process. Gene Ontology annotation, molecular function: structural constituent of ribosome. Gene Ontology annotation, cellular component: mitochondrial small ribosomal subunit; mitochondrial ribosome.
AUGUUUCGGCAGAUUUUAUCUGCUUUUUCUACUUUUCAAAGUUCGGAAGGAAGUAUUCAAAAUUUUAUGACACUUGAAAAAAAUCCUAGUAAUCAUUCGCAAAAAGACGUUGGACUCAUUUAUACUCUUCCUAAUAAUUUAGCAUUGGAUGUUUUAUUUCAAAAAGGUUUGCCCAGUCAAUACAGAGAUGAAUGUGAAACAUUUAAUGAAACACCAAUUUUGAUUAGGAAACCUGCUCUAGAAAUAAUAAAUUAUUUGAAAAAUACUAAUUUUAAUUCGCCUAUAAACAAAUAUGUUCUUUAUGGAAAAAAAGGAGGAGGAAAAGCAUUCACUUUAUAUCACAUAAUUCAUUAUGCCAGUUUAAAUGAUUACCUUAUAGUUCAUGUGCCAAGAAUACAAGAAUGGUAUUUUAACAAAGUUGAAAUAGAAAAAUCUAUAAACAGUAAUUGUGUUUUUGAUUUACCUAUUAGGGGCUCACAUUGGUUAAAACAUUUUAAAAAUCAAAAUGAAAAUAUUAUAAAAAAGUUAGAUUUAAAGCUUAACAAUGAAUACAAGUGGAACAUUCAAGAAAUAAAUUACAAAGGAGAAAGUUUGUUAAAUUUAGUGAAUUUUGGCAUUAAUAGGACAAAGUAUUCUUGUGAAGUUAUUAAUGCUGUUUUUGAGGAAGCUAAACAACUGUCAAAAAAUAACUGCGUCAAAACAUUAGUUGCUAUGGAAGGAUAUAAUUUAUUAUUUAAUGCUGAACCUUGUUACAAACGUAGAAAAGGACAAUGGAAACCAGAGGAUAUAAAUUGCACUGAAGCUUUCAAAAAUAUAGCAAAAGCUGAUUGGCAUAAUGGAGCUGUUAUUUUGACUUGCACAUCAUUAGCUCGAGAUAAUACAUUAAAAUCUUAUUUACCUGUGAAUCUUUUAAAGACAAAUGGAAUUGAGUUCUUGCAUCCUUUUAUACCCAUUGAAGUACCACCUUUAAAUGACAAAGAAAUGAUGAGUGUACUGGAAUACUACAGAUCGAAAAAAUGGCUUUUGACUUCACAAGGAGAUGAAGAAUUAAAAUUUUUAUGCGCUGGAAAUUAUUAUACGUUACGAAAACUAUGUAGUCCUCUUUAA